Molecule: messenger RNA, 1898 nt
Organism: Panicum hallii
Lineage: Eukaryota; Viridiplantae; Streptophyta; Magnoliopsida; Poales; Poaceae
Exons: 1
Coding region: 356-1675 (439 amino acids)
Source: RefSeq, a predicted model, not a curated record
CUCCCUCCGCCCGGCCGGCCGCCGGCGCAUGCCGCGGCACCACCGUCAAGACCGAACCACCAGUCCACGACAAAGGCAAGGAAGCUAACCCCUCUCCAGACUGCGGCAUUGACCGGACCCCUCCGGCGCGCGUCAACGCGGGCCCCGCGCGCACCCGCCUGCACGCGCGAUGGAAUACCUUCGCCGCAACGAGACCAGGAAACGCCCGUGAAACUUCCGGGAUCCCCACGCCCACGUCCGCGUCCACUACCCGUGGACUGACGAAGCGACGAGCAGCGAGCGAUACACCGGGCCACUUCCAAGCCGACGGUUGCAGCGUUAAUUCCAGGCGGCCAGCGAUCCGUCGCCACCGGUCAUGUCCGGCCCCGACGCGGACGCGGCGGCGCCGAGCGACGGCGGCGAGCAGCUGCGGGCGUGCCGGGAGGCGACGCGGCGGCGGCUGCGGGAGCGCGUGGGCGCGAUCGUGCGCGCCGUCCGGGCGCCGCUGGCCGACGUGCUCCGGGACCACGCGCUCGUGCACCUCCCGCCGGCCGCCGCCGCGCGCCUCCGCCUCGUGCACCCGUCCUGGGCGCGGGCGCUCGCGUCCCCGCUCUUCGCCGUCGCGCACGCCGCAGCGCCGCGCCGGGCCUCGGGGCUCUUCGUCGCCGCGCCCGACCCGGGGCUCCUGUUCCUCCCCCUGGACGCCGCCGACACGGUGCCGUCCCCGCCACUCGCGUUCCUCCCGGCCUGGUCGGCCCCCGCCGUGCUGUCCUCGUCGCACGGGGUCGCGUGCUGCUUCUCCUCCGCCGACGACGCCUACUUCGUGUGCAACCCGGCGACGGGGUCCUGGGAGGGCGUCCCGUGCCCGCCGUGCCGGAUCACCUGGCCGCGCCCCGCGAUCGUCGUCCUCUUCGACGCCAGUGUCUACAACUUCGGCGGCGACUUCACGCUCGUCUGCGCCUUCGAGUCCGCGCCAGGGUCCGGCAUCUACUGCUUCGCGCUGUUCACGUCCGUGACCGGCGCGUGGUGGGUCGCCGACGCGGUCGCGCCCGCCGAGGGGCUUAUCCCCGCGUCGGGGGUGGCGGCCGGCGGGGUGGCGUGGUGGCGGACGAGCAUCGGCACCGCGGUCGGGUACAACCCCGUCACCGGGCGCGUCGAGCUGGCGGUGUGCCCCGGAGACAGCGCCCACUGGGAGAUCGGCUCCGCCGCGGGCAAGCUCCACUGCGCCGUACUCGCCGACGGCGACGUCGUGGCGUUCCGGCUGGACGGGAACGGUGGCUGGGAGGUGGCCGCGACGGUCCCCGUCGCGGAGAUACUGCAGCAGCGACCCUGGCAACCGGAGCCCUCUUACGAGCUGACCGACUCCUCCUCGUCCGAUGACGACGACGUGGAGAAUCGGGCAGAGCAGGAUCGCGCGGGGGCUAUCCCCGCCGCGGCGAGCAGGUUUCGGAUGCCGCGCGACGACGUGCGGCUGCUGCCGUUCCAGGGCGCGGAGGUGGAGGUGGUGCUGCUGGCCGGCAGGCGCGUGGUGGCGUUCGACAUGGUGACGCGGCGGCGGCGCGAGGCCCUCCUGCCGGAACAGCCGGCCGGCACGGACUGGGGCGCGGCGGCGUACGCCGCGCACACCAACACGCUCGCCCUGGUCGCGCGCGUGGUGCUCAUGGAGCCGCCGGACGAUCAGGAGGUCGCAUCGUAGCUUGUUGAUCGAAUUUCCAGUAGCUCAUGUGCGUUUGCUUUGCUGAUGCUAAGAUCUAGAGAAUAAUCAAGCUUGUUCUUGGGCAUGAUUUCGUUGGAGAAAUCAACUGUCGUCUGAGACUCUGAGGUGCUAGUUGUACAUAGUGAACCGGAACCUGCUUCUUGUGCUACAUAUAUAUGUGUGACAUUUUUGUGCAAAUUCUUCGCAAGAAAGUUAAACUACA